AUGGAUGAAGCGCCGUGUAAUUUUUCGAAUGCGGGUGAAGCGGCUCGUCAACCUGAUGCUCCAAAACUUUCAGGAGCUCCAAUAGAUUUAUUUACUUUUCGUGACGGUGAAGGAAGCGGUUAUUCGUGGAAAGAUAAAAAUUUUUUUCCUGUUAGUAUGGGAGCAUUGGGGAUAACAGUACCAAUCGUGUAUAAUUAUUUAUUAAGAAGACCAUUAUGGUCAGGUGUCCCUUUGUAUUUUUUGUCCAUUGGUGGUUUUUAUUUUUUUGCCAAACAAUGGAAUACUUACAGAUUAGGUGCCCUCAUGGAGAAAGAAGCAAUAUACAAACAUUACAUUUCUCUUCAUCCUGAAGAUUUUCCUCCUUUCGAAAAAACUCAAAUUAAGGAUUUAUUUGUACCAUGGACUCCUGUCAGAUAA
Molecule: messenger RNA, 417 nt
Organism: Pediculus humanus corporis (human body louse)
Lineage: Eukaryota; Metazoa; Arthropoda; Insecta; Psocodea; Pediculidae
Product: NADH-ubiquinone oxidoreductase subunit B14.5B, putative
Exons: 3
Coding region: 1-417 (138 amino acids)
Biological process (GO): mitochondrial electron transport, NADH to ubiquinone
Cellular component (GO): mitochondrial inner membrane
Source: RefSeq, a predicted model, not a curated record